GCACGCAGGGGUAGCGCCAGCAGUGAGGUCGAUGCGGAAACGCAAGAAGAGCGCAGCUAUCAGGGUUAGAGAUGGAGGUGGGGGGGGGGCUACAACAACGAGCAGAUGAUUGGCUGGCGACAUUGGAGCAGGGAUGCAGGCAGUUACAGGUGAUGGUGGGGGAGCUGUCUUUGCGGUCGAAUGAGGAGCCAGAAGACGAAGGGGGAGCAAUCUCUCUGGCUGUUUGGUUGAAGAAUAUGGCCGACGACAUGCUGGAUAUCAUCUGGGGGCUGGAGGAGGAGGCGGAUCCCCAGCUGGAAGCCUGCAUCGAUUGGAAGAGGGCAGAGUCCAUGAUGUCUACCUGUUAUGCCCUCUUCGCUGAGGGUCGCAACCUGCGCUAUAAGCUUGAAGACCGGUUGAAGGGCGAAGACGACCUGGAGGGUGAGGACUGGCAGGAGGAUGGAGCGCAGGAAGACGAGGUUAACUCCAGCGUCAGCAUCAACAACAACAACAUCAACGACAACAACAACAUCAACAACAACAACGACUACAACAACAACAACAACGUCAACAACAACGGUUACAGCAACAACAACAAUGAUGACAACAUCAACAUCAAUAACAAAACCGUCAACAACAACACCUACAACGGAAGCAAUGAACAUGGCAGAAGCGGGGUGGAGAACGGUGCCCGUGCAUAUCUGAUCAUUGUCAGCAAGAUGGGAGAGAUGCCGCACGUGGAUGCGGUGGAAUUCGGGCCUGACAACAACAAUGGCGAGGGCGGCAACGACGAUGAUGGCGGCGGGGAUCGCCAUGACAAGAGUAACAACAACAACAACAAUAACAACGUCGACAACAACAACAACAGUGGUGAUGGCGGCAGCGAUGAUUACGGCGCCAGCGAUGACCUCGGCAGCAGCAGGGCAGAGAGCAUCAGCAUGACGGGAGAGAUGCUGCAUGCUGACAUGGAGGGGAGUGGGCUUGACACGGAUAAGAGGUUUGCCAGCUCCCCCCCCCUCCCCCCUUUCAACCUCGUUGGUUGGCUGAAGGUAGGAGUGGGAUAGUCAUUGUUGGGAGUGGGAUAGUCGCUGUUGUUUGGUGUUGUCCGGCCCACAAUAUC
Molecule: messenger RNA, 1099 nt
Organism: Chara braunii
Lineage: Eukaryota; Viridiplantae; Streptophyta; Charophyceae; Charales; Characeae
Source: the annotation of a GenBank genome assembly